This is a messenger RNA of Actinia tenebrosa (Australian red waratah sea anemone), 6059 nucleotides long. RefSeq lists its product as uncharacterized. NCBI's taxonomy places the organism in Eukaryota, Metazoa, Cnidaria, Anthozoa, Actiniaria, Actiniidae. Gene Ontology annotation, molecular function: ADP binding; protein binding. The record is from RefSeq and is a predicted model, not a curated record.
UAUAAUGCAUAGCGUGCUUCAGGUGUUUGGUAAAACAAUGCUCAAAAAGGGUCCAUAACAGAUCAACAAAAGGAGUUAUCCUUAGUUAUUACUCUAUUCUCCUCUACAAAAGCCAAAAAUUAUGGAUUCAUGAAGAAAGAUUGUGAAAAUAUCUUGAAAAAUUAAGCUCAAUUUUUAGUUCCUUCAACAACAAAGAUGGCGGUGGUUGUUGAACCGUUACCUGCUUACAGCCAACUAGACGAAAUAAUAAAAGAAGUAGCCAGAGAUUACUCAAAGAUAUACCUUGAACAGGAUAUUGCAUUCACAAAGAACACUUUAGGAGGGAAUUUUUUGAAACUACCACAUGAUGAUAUUUUUCCAUACUUACAAGAACUUAGGGAUCAAGGCAGGAUAACUCCUCAAAAGACUGGCUUCCUGGAGUUCUACGCUAAAGAUAAACCAAGCAUCGUAGAGAGGAUGGAGAGCUUAAAGAAGCAAAGUAUGAAGGAGAAAGAAAACGAGAUUGAGUUUAUCGGGAGAGAAAAUGAUGUAAGUGCUGUUGUUGAUAAUUUGACAAAUGGGACGACAAUGAUUAUGACCCUUUAUGGAGACGCUGGUGUCGGCAAAACUACCUUAGCAGAUAAAGUUGUAGAAUUCUUAACAUCUCAAAACCAAGUGGCAAUAAAAAAGAAAGUUGAUUUGCGAAAUAUGGAUAGCCAAAAGGAAGUAUGUCUUGCCAUUUUACAUGCUCUGGAUUCCAAAAAGGUUCUAAACCCUUGUAUGGAAUUUGUGUAUGAGGCCAUUGAAAAUUUAGAGAAGAGUACCAUCUUGAUUCUUGAUAAUGCUGAAGAGGUGUUAUCUCAGCUAUCGUUGCAGGAAAGCAAGGCUUCUUUUACUCAGAUUUUGAGGGGAAUGGCUGAACACAUUAACAAAAGCAGAAAAUUAACAAUAUUACUAACAUCACGCAUCCCCUUACCAGAUGAAAUAAAUGGAUUUGUUAACUACAAGGUUAAUUCAUUGGAUGAGGCUAAAUCUGCUACGGUUUUGGAAAAGUCAAACCUCUCGCUUUCUCCCGAAGAGAAGAAUGAAAUCAGUAAGCUUUGCAAAAACAAUCCACUGAAAUUGAAUCUAGUUGCAGGGCUGAUGCAAGAAAGUCUCCUAAAUAUUGAACACUUGAAAAAAGUACUAAACGCCUUAGAAGAACCAGCUGAAAAAGAAAAAGCAACUGAAAAAGAGGAAGACAUAUAUGCUAAUGCUUACGAUAACAAUAUUUUUAGUGAAGUCUUUGAAAAUCCUUUCACGCCAGAGCUCAAGAAGGCAACCAUUAAGCUGUCACUAUUUCAAGGGCCGUUUACCAUUGAAGAUGCAGUAAAGAUGAUUAAACAAUCUAAAGAUGAAACGAAGUUUUAUCUUGAUAUACUAACGGUGCGAAAAUUUCUAACGAAUAUUGAUCAAACAACAUACGAAAUGCACCCAUCAAUCAAUGAGUUCAUGAUAAGUCAAUCCCAGAAAGAAAACUAUGAGGACAUAAUUACCGAUGCUAAAGAGACAUUCUUCAAGAAUUACCUGGAAAAAUCAAAGCAAAUUGCUCAGCUUCUUGACGAGGAUUAUGUAAGAGCAUAUUCCCUCAUUGAAAAAGAGAGGUUAAACUUAAAACUUGCAAUUGAGAUAUCAUUUGAAAGAGGGUUCUUGUACUUUUCAAGUGAUUACAGUGAAUCUACCAUUCUAGCAGACCUGUUUCUGAUUUUGAUUCCUGGUCUAGAGAGAGAAAAGCUGUUCAGAGAAUGGAGCGCAAUUGCAGAGAAGAAGGGUGAGUGGAUUUGUUAUACCAUUCUAGUAUGCAUGCAUAUACAAGUUCUACUUGAGAAGACAGCUGGGAAGUCCGAAGCAAGGAAACUUUUGGGAAAAGCCAAAGAAGCUCUCAAUAAACUAAGUGACAAAACCCUUGAUGCAUAUCAACUAGCCAAGAGCAGCUAUCUCUAUGCCAAAGGAGAAAUGCUAUAUUCUGACUGUGCAAGUAAGGGCAGAGAGGUUUGCGGAAAGGCUGAGUGGAGAGAAGUUUUGGAUUUUUACCAACAAAGCUUAAAAAUCAGAGAAGAGUUGCUCAAGGAUCACACCGACACUGCUCGCACCCUUAAUGCUAUUGGAAACUGCUUUAUGUACUUGGAGGAGCUCGAGAAAGCAUGUGAAUACUACACUAGAGCUCUUGAAAUGAGACAGCGGCUGAGUGGGCAACAGCAUGUGGAUAUGCCAGUGUAUAUUAAUCAAAUCGCCGCUACUCAUGAACAAAUGGGAAGCAAGCUGAAGAAGCAAGCUGAAGAUGCUAAUCUCUACUACAGGAAAGGACUGACGGAAAAGUAUAUUCAGGAGUUUAACGAAGCUCUAAAAAAGUACCAAGAGGCUUUGGAUUUGGAGAAAAAGCUUCAUAUUUCAGGUUACAUCAAUACAGCCAUCUUCUACCGGAACAUGAGCAACACCUACUCCUAUCUAGAAGAUUAUGAAUCAUCACUGAGGACUGCCAAGAAAGCAUUGUUUGUCAGGAAAAAGUUACUGGGUAUUGAUUCUGACACUAUAAGGAGUUACUACCAGGUGGGGCUUGCUUAUGAACAACUUGAAGACAUUGACAAAGCUCUCAAGUAUUUCUACAAGGCCUAUAUGAUGGAAAAAGCAUUACCUGAAGGGGAAACAAGCCCAGUUAGGGACAGAGUGAUCAAGAAGAUUGAAAACAAUGGUGGCAGUACUGAAGAAGCAGAGUUGGAAGAUAAAAGACAUGAAGAGGCUUUGCAGAAGGGCUCUUUGGAUGAUGACGUUUUGACUUCAGAAGAUGAAGAGGAGGAGGAGGAGGAGGAGGAGGAGGAGAAGGAGGAAGGAUCAUCAAAGGAGGAAUGGCAGGAAGAAAAAUCAUUAUCAUCAGUGGAUGAUACAGCAGCUCAUCUGGAUUAUGUAACAGGGACCCCUGUCCAGACAACAGAUCAAGGACUUUCAGGGACCACUGUCCAGACAACAGAUCAAGGACCUUCAGGGACCACAGUCCAGACAACAGAUCAGGUACCUUCAUGGACCACUGGCCAGACAACAGAUCAGAAAUCUUCAGAGACCACUCAAGAAGAAAGAGAGACAAUUGAUGUUGCAGACAUUGAAAUAGAAGAAAGAGUGGUUUCUGACAGGCAAGUCAUUGGAGCAAAAGGCUGUCAGUGGGAUAUCAAGGAAACUGGAGUUCGUAUCUUGUUCAUGCCUGGAACAGUACCAUCAGAUACCAGUAUUCCCUGCCAUGUGUGCAAAGAACCAGAAAAUCAUCUCCCAUUAGAACCAACAGAAUCUCUCGUCAGUAUGGUAGUGGCAUUAGAUGCAGACAACCCUGUCUUUGAUAAGGAAAUUGGUCUUCUUAUUCCACACAGUGGAUCCAUGAAGACUAAAGGAUACGAGGUGGCAGUUAGAGAAUAUAAGGAAAAUUUAGGGAUCUGGGAGGAAGUGGAUGACUUUAUCAACAUCCAACACGAAUCAGAUGUGCAAAACUUAGCAAACGAAUUCACUAAACAACUGGGAAGUAUAAAUCUACCCGCAGUACUGCUGACCAGAAAGAACUGCAGUACUGUUUGUGUCACAAGUCGUUUGGUUAAAGACGUCCUCAUUGCUAGACCAGCUGGCAGUACCCUGGUGUCAUCGGUGUUCCCUGAGGUUCAACUGGUGUUGGAGAAGAACACUGUGAAAAAGAAUACGUCAAUAGAUAUGAAAGUCCAUCCACUUCCAGAUUUCACCGUUUUUAACUCACCCAGUCUUAGCUGUGGUCCAGUUCUUUACCUUCAAACUAGCCAGACUGAAACCAUCGAUAUCCUUAAACCAAUACGAAUAACUCUUCCUCAUCCCCUUACGUGGUAUGGCAAGCACAUUGAAGAGGAUUCGAGGCGCGGUAAGGUGCGGAUUCUCUACAAUAGACAUUCCGGAAAUAGCGACAUAGAAUGGAAGGACAUUACAGAUAAUCCAGCCACAAAUCUGUCUGUAGAUGGACAGAAAAUCUCUCUCCAGGUGCGACAUUUUUCCAUGUUCUGGCCCAUCUGGAUUUCAGACAUCAAACAAGAUUUCCAGAAACUCCUAAUCAAAGCCAAAGAACAGUUUGCCAGCAUUUGUCGUUUUUCGCCUUUCAGCGCUCAAUUUUGCGUGAAGUGUAGGCCUCGUAACCAUAAGGGCCAAGCUGUCCUCGCAUACACUGCAGUGCCAACCCAUCUAGUGAAGCAGCAUAGGAGGAAUCGCAAUGACGAUUCCGAAGAGGACUUGUACGAUGGAGAGGAAAUUCAGGUUGAUUUGACCGGUCCAAUACAAAGAUACCCGACGAAGGACUCGGACGACUCGCCGUUUUACAUCAAGUUUAGCUCACAGAAAGAGAAACAAAAGUCGAUGGAUGUGGAAAUAGAAGAUGAAGAUGGGAUGUUUAGGUGUCGUUUCUUGAGAGUCUUGGUCGAUCACCAAUGUAUUUGUGAAAUCCCUUUCGAUGUACCACCUGUAAAACAGGAUAUCAAAGAGCUAAAGCCACUAGAGUUCUAUGGCGUCCCACUGGAAGAUCCUGAUAACAAAUGGUGCCUACUCGAAACACCCAAAGAUGUCCUUCAAAGUAUGUUCGGUAUUAAAAAACUUGGAGACAUUGCCAAGAAUGCGUAUGAUAUUAAGAGCAGUGACGAAGAAAGUAUGGAGUUUUUCUUUCAGAGUGUUUCACAUGAUACUAAUUUACAGCAAUCUGCCUUUGAUGCUGUGAUCUCAAAUCAAUCUCGAGGUAUAGACCAUAUCAAACAAGUACUUGAAGCAGGGAAAAAAGUAGUCGAAGAAUCCUUUGAUGUUGAAACUGCAAGAUCUCUAUCAAAGUACAUUAAGCAAGACUAUACCAAAUUAGCUCAAAAAGUCGACCUAUCCGACAAGUGUAAUUUCAUAAAGAAAAUGAAAGGAACUUCAAGUGAUCUAUGCUUUAUUUUCCUUAAAACCUGGAUAUCGCAUAAAAAGCCGACUUUACAUUUAUUAAUGCAGAAACUCAGAGAGAUUCGCUGUGAAGAAGGGAUGAAAGCAUUGAUGAAACAAUUUGAGGACCGUCUAGAGAAAAUAAUUAGACCCGAAGCAUCUGCAUCAGAAAGUGAGAACACAGUGGUUACAGUGGAAGGUCAUUACCAAGAAGCAUCAACAACUGAACCGUUAGCAGGUCAACACAUUGAUACUAGGAAAACUAUUGAUAGUCCAGCUACUGAGACUUCUAGUGAUCUGGUUCAGGGUUUUCAUGCAGGCAGUGUUAUCACUGAUAUUGAUACCUCGGUAGGUUAUUCUAUCGAUGAAUCUCACAUGCAUUGGAGUCCUGUGGCCGAUGUUGCCACUGAUGUUUCCCUGAAUGACUCUAGCAUUAGUGCUAGUACUACGAGUGAUGCUGAUGAAACUCUACCUGGAGAGGAUGCUGCUAGUAAUGAAGAUAGUCCUGAUAGUGCAAGUGACAUAAUAGAUGAGAAUACGAGCAGCAGUAUAUCAUUAUUCUACCCAGGCAUGUGUCUUGUUGCCUUAUCACUAGGCUAUAUUUUUUUCCGCUAUAUAAGAAGAUAGCUUUGCCUGUUUAAUAGAGUGAAGACAAUUAACCCGUGAAAUAAAUAAUGCUAUAAGUCAAGGUGUAAGAUGAUAGUCAAAUAGACACAAAAGAAAACAAGGGAAUUAGGGUCUACUAAUGUGUAUUAGACUAAUAAUAAAUGUAUUUAAUGGGUUUAAUGACUUCACUCUCAGCAAAGCAAAUGGUGUAAAUAAUAGGGAGAUAAUUGUGGAGUUGCGAUUCUAGACCAUUCUCAACUAGUUUCUACCAAAAGUUUCAGGAUUGUACAGAUUUAGGUAAGAUAGUACACACUGCCAGAAGCACUUGUUUUUAUGCUAAAGAGCCAUCCAAAUUCCCUGUGCUCCACCCCCGCCCAUCAAGUCUUGAAAGUGGACCAUGGGACAUUGGUUAGAAAGUGCAAAAGUUGUUAGUCCCUUCACUGUACAUCAGUUAUUAGAAAAAUAGAUAGAUAUAGGCGGUAUAUUACUAUUGGUGGGGGAUGACCAUUAAAUAUCCAGUCAUCAUU